UGCCGCUGCGCCGGGGCCCGGGAGGCUGCGCGCGCCGAGCCGAGCAGAGCCAGGGAGGGAUGGAGAGCGGGCCGCCCGGGCUACAGGAGCACCGGCAAGGGGCGUAGGCGGGCAAGAAGCGGGCACUGGGGCACGAGAAGUGUGCAGACGCAGGAGCACUUUGCGAUAGGAUGAGGCUCUUGGCUGGCGCGCGGUAGUACUAUGAUUUGGUAUGUGGCCACUUUGAUAGCAAGUGUGAUCAGCACCCGAGGUCUUGCGGCUCAAGGUGCCCACGGCCUGCGAGAGGAACCCGAGUUUGUGACUGCUCGAGCUGGUGAGGGUGUGGUUCUGCGAUGCGACGUAAUCCAUCCAGUGACGGGACAGCCCCCACCCUAUGUUGUAGAGUGGUUCAAGUUUGGGGUCCCCAUCCCUAUCUUCAUCAAGUUUGGCUAUUAUCCCCCACAUGUGGACCCUGAGUAUGCAGGCCGGGCCAGUCUUCAUGAUAAAGCUUCUCUGCGGCUGGAGCAGGUGCGCUCUGAGGACCAGGGCUGGUACGAGUGCAAAGUUCUCAUGCUGGACCAGCAGUAUGACACAUUCCACAACGGCAGCUGGGUCCAUCUCACCAUUAAUGCCCCUCCCACCUUUACAGAAACACCCCCUCAGUACAUCGAGGCCAAGGAAGGUGGAAGUAUUACCAUGACUUGCACUGCUUUUGGGAAUCCUAAGCCCAUCGUCACCUGGCUCAAGGAAGGGACCCUCCUCGGUGCUAGUGGAAAGUACCAGGUGAGUGACGGUAGCUUGACGGUGACAUCAGUCAGUCGGGAGGACAGAGGCGCCUAUACCUGUCGAGCAUAUAGCAUCCAGGGUGAGGCUGUGCACACAACCCAUCUGCUUGUUCAAGGGCCUCCCUUCAUUGUUUCCCCUCCUGAGAACAUCACCGUCAACAUCUCCCAGGAUGCUCUGCUUACCUGCAGGGCAGAGGCGUAUCCCAGCAACCUCACCUACACCUGGUACUGGCAGGAUGAGAACGUCUACUUCCAGAAUGACCUGAAGCUGAGAGUGCGGAUCCUCAUUGAUGGGACACUGAUCAUCUUCCGAGUGAAGCCUGAGGAUGCUGGGAAGUAUACCUGUGUCCCUAGCAACAGCCUGGGGCGCUCCCCAUCUGCCUCAGCAUACCUAACUGUGCAGUACCCAGCCCGUGUCCUCAACAUGCCCCCUGUAAUCUAUGUGCCCGUGGGAAUCCAUGGCUAUAUCCGCUGUCCUGUGGAUGCAGAGCCACCUGCUACUGUGGUGAAGUGGAAUAAGGAUGGCCGGCCACUGCAGGUAGAGAAGAACUUGGGUUGGACCUUGAUGGAGGAUGGCUCUAUUCGCAUUGAGGAGGCCACAGAGGAGGCUCUUGGCACUUACACCUGUGUGCCUUAUAACACUUUGGGGACCAUGGGCCAGUCUGCCCCUGCACGGCUUGUCCUGAAGGACCCCCCGUAUUUCACGGUGCUACCUGGCUGGGAGUACAGACAGGAGGCUGGCCGGGAGCUGCUCAUCCCCUGUGCAGCUGCAGGGGACCCCUUCCCUGUCAUCACCUGGAGGAAGGUAGGGAAGCCCAGCAGAAGCAAGCACAACGCCCUGCCCAGCGGGAGUCUCCAGUUUCGUGCCCUGAGUAAGGAGGACCACGGGGAGUGGGAAUGUGUUGCCACCAAUGUGGUCACAAGCAUCACUGCCAGCACCCACCUCACUGUCAUCGGCACCAGUCCCCAUGCCCCAGGCAGUGUCCGGGUCCAGGUCUCCAUGACAACUGCCAAUGUGUCCUGGGAGCCAGGCUAUGAUGGAGGCUACGAGCAGACAUUCUCAGUUUGGUACGGACCUCUGAUGAAGCGGGCUCAGUUUGGGCCCCACGACUGGCUGUCCUUGUCAGUGCCACCGGGCCCCAGCUGGUUGCUGGUAGACAGCCUGGAGCCCGAGACCGCAUACCAGUUCAGUGUCCUGGCCCAGAACAGGCUGGGAACCAGCGCCUUCAGUGAGGUGGUCACUGUGAACACUUUAGCAUUCCCUGUUACAACUCCAGAACCCCUGGUGCUGGUGACCCCACCAAGGUGCCUCACAGCCAACCGGACCCAGCAGGGUGUGCUCCUGUCCUGGCUCCCACCUGCCAAUCAUAGCUUCCCCAUUGACCGCUAUAUAAUGGAGUUCCGAGUUGGGGAACGCUGGGAGAUGCUAGAUGAUGCCAUUCCAGGCACGGAUGGAGAUUUUUUUGCCAAGGAUCUGUCACAGGAUACCUGGUAUGAGUUCCGGGUUUUGGCUGUCAUGCAGGAUCUGAUCAGCGAACCCAGCAACAUCGCCGGUGUCUCCAGCACAGACAUCUUCCCACAGCCGGACCUGACCGAUGAUGGGCUGGCCCGGCCGGUGUUGGCUGGAAUAGUAGCCACCAUCUGUUUCCUGGCGGCCGCCAUCCUCUUCAGCACUCUGGCUGCCUGCUUUGUCAACAAGCAGCGCAAGCGCAAACUCAAGCGGAAGAAAGAUCCUCCACUUUCCAUCACUCACUGUAGGAAGAGUCUUGAGUCUCCCUUGUCCUCUGGCAAGGUGAGUCCUGAGAGCAUCCGCACACUCCGAGCCCCAUCUGAGUCCUCUGACGACCAGGGCCAGCCUGCGGCCAAGAGGAUGCUGAGCCCUACAAGGGAGAAAGAGCUAUCCUUGUACAAAAAGACCAAGAGGGCUAUCAGCAGCCGGAAGUACAGUGUGGCCAAGGCUGAGGCUGAAGCUGAGGCCACCACACCCAUCGAGCUGAUCAGUAGAGGCCCGGAUGGCCGCUUUGUCAUGGGCCCGUCGGAGAUCGAGCCCUCCGUGAAGGGCCGUCGAAUCGAGGGCUUCCCAUUUGCUGAGGAGACGGACAUGUACCCUGAGUUCCGGCAGUCGGACGAGGAGAACGACGACCCACUGGUGCCCACGUCUGUGGCUGCUCUGAAGCCUCAGCUGACCCCUAUGUCUUCCAGCCAGGACUCUUACCUGCCACCACCAGCAUACAGCCCUCGGUUCCAGCCUCGUGGGCUCGAGGGCCCCAGUGGACUGGGAGGACGACUCCAGGCUACUGGCCAAGCGAGGCCCCCUGCCCCUCGACCCUUCCACCAUGGCCAGUAUUAUGGGUACCUCAGCAGCAGCAGCCCUGGGGAGGUGGAGCCUCCACCCUUCUAUAUGCCGGAAGUGGGCAGCCCCUUGAGCUCAGUCAUGUCGUCCCCACCCCUGCACACCGAGGGGCCUUUUGGCCACCCCACCAUCCCUGAGGAAAAUGGAGAGAACGCUUCCAACAGCACUUUGCCCUUGACUCAGACACCUACAGGAGGGCGCUCCCCUGAGCCCUGGGGCCGGCCAGAAUUUCCCUUUGGGGGACUGGAGACCCCAGCCAUGAUGUUCCCCCACCAGCUGCACCCCUGUGAUGUGGCCGAGAGUUUGCAACCCAAGGCCUGCCUGCCCCGAGGACUGCCCCCAGCCCCACUCCAGGUGCCUGCAGCCUAUCCAGGCAUGCUCUCUCUGGAGGCACCAAAGGGCUGGGUAGCUAAGUCACCUGGCAGGGGUCCCAUCCCGGCGCCCCCUGCCACCAAGUGGCAGGACAGACCUAUGCAACCUCUGGUCAGCCAAGGGCAGCUAAGACAUACCAGCCAAGGUAUGGGGAUACCGGUGUUGCCUUACCCGGAGCCAGCCGAGCCCGGGGGGCACGGUGGCCCCAGCACAUUUGGUCUGGACACCCGGUGGUACGAGCCCCAGCCCCGGCCCCGGCCCAGCCCCCGGCAGGCCCGGCGUGCCGAGCCCAGUUUACAUCAAGUGGUGCUACAGCCCUCCAGGCUCUCACCUCUGACCCAAAGCCCCCUCAGUUCCCGCACUGGCUCCCCUGAGCUCGCUGCUCGUGCCCGACCUCGACCAGGCCUCCUUCAGCAGGCAGAGAUGUCGGAGAUCACACUGCAGCCGCCAGCCGCGGUCAGCUUCUCUCGCAAGUCCACGCCAUCCACUGGAUCUCCUUCACAGAGCAGCCGCAGUGGGAGCCCCAGCUACAGGCCCACCAUGGGCUUCACCACUCUGGCCACCGGCUACCCUUCUCCUCCACCGGGCCCUGCCCCUCCGGCACCCGGGGACAACUUGGAUGUGUUUGGACAGACACCUUCCCCUCGAAGGAUGGGGGAGGAGCCACUCCGGCCAGAGCCCCCAACAACCUUACCUACUUCAGGAAUACUUCCACCUGCACCCGGGAAUGCUGCUGUGCCUGAGAGGCUGGAGGCUCUGAGAUACCAACGGAUAAAGAAGCCCAAAAAGUCAUCCAAGGGCUCUUCGAAGUCAAAGAAACGAUCCGACGGUUCUGCCUCCCAGGCUCAGCAGCUUCCCAACUCUCAGGUUCUGUGGCCCGACGAAGCUGUCUGCCUCCGAAAGAAGAAGAGACACUCUCGCCCGGAUCCCUUUGCCCGGCUUUCAGACUUGUGCCACCGUCAGCUUCCGGAAGACCAGACAGCGAUCCUCAACAGCGUGGAUCACGAUGACCCAGGCCACGCAACUCUGCUAUGAUUUGACAUCACUCUAAGUGUCCCCAAGGUGGGGUGCUAGGCUAAAGGGGGCAGAAAGGGACCAUUGUACAGGGCCUUGUCCUCCUUUGCCCAUCAUGGGAUGGCUCAAGCCCUUGUCCUGUGUGUGUUUCCUCCUGCCAGGGCGGGCCUCUCCCCCAUGGUCUAGCAAGCUAGCAUUGUCCACAGAACAGAGGACUGGGGGAAGAGCUUUUAACAGUGGGUCAGAGCUGGGGACGGAAAACAUCUGUCUCAACAGCACCUCUCCCACUUUACUAGAUUGAUUCUUCUUACUUAUUUCAAAUGUCUUAGGAAGUGAAAGAGAGGAAAGCAAUGGCUUUUACUACUGUGCAUUUGUCUCAGUUCUCCAAGUCCUGGGAUGGGGUUAGAAUUACAUCCUGUCCUCCAAACUCUGCAUAUAUAUAGAUAUAGAUACAAAUGCACUUGUGUGUAGUUGGUGGGUUUCUCUAUGUGUAUAUAUAUGUACAUUGAAGCAAAAUGCUGUUUCUCCCUGUGGUCAGUGAAGGACUGAGGAAGCUACUGAACAGUAGGCUGGGUGAGCUGGGCUGGCUACGAGCUGGUGGCUGUCCUCAUAUCUGUCUUGGGAGAUCAUUGCAGCUGAAACAGGAUUCAUGUGUCUCAGCUCUCCCGUCUAGAGCAGAAAUGGGGUCCUGCCAUCAUUUCUAGCUCCCUGCUUUGGGGUGGUUAGCAACAAGUUAGCCCUGAACUAAACCCAAGCCUUUGUUACCUGCUUGCUAGGUGGAGAAAGUAUGGCCAGGCACGAGGCUAGACUAGCGUCUUUCUUUCUUCUGCAGUUCGACACUCACCACAGAAGCAGUGAUUGUUUAGCAGCGGGGCUCACAUGCUCAUGCCUCAGUCUAUUCUGGUCCAGCCAGGGCUAGGAGCCCUGCAGCCAAAGGCCCUCCUGUUCUGCAGCCACCUGUGCUGAGCACACUGCCAUGAGCUCUAUUUAUACCCAUCUCUGCCCGGCACUCUGAGCAGUGCUCCCUGGCGGCAGAUUGGCUCCUCCUCUCCUUUUGUGUCUGCUAAUUCUCCAGAUUGAUUAAUUGCCAUUUGUGGGAGCUGCCUGUGGCUCAUUGGCAUACUCUCUAUGUGUUGCCUGCCAACUCUGCUUUGUCCUGGGGUCCUUCUCCACCCCCUGGACCCAGUCUGUAGUGCAUGAGAUGAAGAGAUGGGGGGUGCCUAAGAUUGUUGAGUUCUGGGGUGAUCUUUCCUCAAUGCUCCUGUGUGGAGCUGGCUGAGGCACAGGAAUGAAGGUGGAAGGGGUGGUGGGUAGGCACCAUGGCCGUAAUCCUUUCUCUGUCCAAAUCUUGUACUGGUUUGAACCAUUAGCCCAAGGAAGUUUUCCUAAUGCUAUUUGUCAAUUCAGAUGCUUCUCUCUCUCCUUAAAAGGUUAUGGUGUUAAUUUACGAGUAGGAAAGGGAGAGAGUGGGCACAACCUCCCCUUCCCUCCGGCUUAGCCUAAAAUAGUGGGAACUGCCAGCUUCCUGGAAGUAUUCCUUCUUGGUGCUGCUGUGUCCAUCUCUCCCAAGUGACCGCCUUGGGCAUUAGCCAUGUCUGCUGGCAGACUUCUGCUGGCCCCGUGGAAGCUGCCAGUCACUAUGCCUCCUGACCUUGAUGGGGUUCCCAGGGGCUGGGAAGCUGGGUUGUUUGUUUGUUUUUUGUUUUUUUUGUUUUGGUUUUUUUUUGUUGUUGUUUGUUUUUUUCAGAGCUUCCAUCUUGGGGGAUUGACUGCAUCUCUGCAGCCAGGCCUUGGUGCUUCCUUCUCUCUCCUAGUGAGCUAGGCAUGAGCUCCACCCGUGAGGCUUCACCAUGCAAGCCACACUACCACAGCUUUCUUCUGGACAUGGGGAAAAGAGGUAUGGAGGGCAGAGUUUCUUUUGCUCUGAGAUUAGGGCCACAUACCCUGGACCCUGCAACCGAUGUGAUUCUCAGAGGUGUUGGUGACUACUGGACCUCUGGACUUCAGCUCUACUGAAGUAGAAGAGUUGAGUUUGAAAACUCACAUUUUCUUUCAGAAGUGGCCCACUGCUUCUGCCACUGUGACACCAUGGGCUACUCACUCAAGUGUUUCCUGGGGCUACUGGGAACAGCUACCUGAAAUACUGGGGCAGUAUUUGGAGGCUCAUGGUGGCCUAGUAUGUGGUCUUUGCUUGCUCUCUCACAGCGUGUGUUUCUUCAACUGUGGAAUGUAAAAGUAGAGUGUCAAGGCUGGUAGACUUUGUACUGAACUUGGCCAACUGUUCUGAGGACCCUUCUAGGAAUUGCCACCGUUUGGGCCUUGAAGUUACAACUGAGGAGAAGCUGGGUCGAUAACUUUUCUUCUGUGGGACGUUGUACGGCGAAGAGCCAAACCCUGUGGGCUGAGAUGCCUCAGUCCAUGCCUGGGCUUGCAGGCUGGGCUUGCAGGCUGUGCUAACAAAGGUGCUGACUCCUUCUUCCUCUUCUUGCCUCUGGCAGGGCCUUUUACCUCUGCCUAGCUGACCAAAUGGUGGAAACUGCUUUUGACUGGCCACUGGGUGGCAGCUGUGCUAUUGUGGCCCCUGGGCUCACAGUGGACACAAUGUCUACCCAUUCCAAAGUGGCCUCUGAUGCAUUCUUCUCCUAAGAGGUCUUCCUUCUUGUGGCUUUUCUUGGAGGUCAGCAGCAUUCCUGCACUUCAGGAAACUGAUUCAGCCCUUUGAUGACUGCAAAGCAAACUGGCAGGAUACAAUCCCCAUGGUAAAUAAGAUGGCUAGGGUGUCAUAGGCGCACUCUCAAAUGCUGGGCAUGGGCGCGUUUGACAGUCUGUUUAGAAAUGUGUGACGUUGGGGUGUAUCCACUUCUAGGGGCCAAUGACCUUUACAUUCUUCCUUUGAACUUGGCAGUGACCUCUUUUGAGCUUCCUAGGGCUUUCACCCUUCUUGCUGUGGGAGAUCAAGUCUUCCAAAUCCUCACCUUUGGGUCUGGUAGCCUUGUAGAAGUACCCCAGUUCAAAACCUAUUACUGUACUCAGUCUUUUUUUUUUUUCUAUCUUUUCCUUAUGUACCUUAACUGGAAGUGCUAUCUCAGAGUUUAAGCCAUCAGCUAGAAAGAGAGUAACGUGGUUCUCUAAGGGCCCAGAAAGAUUGCAGUUGUGCGGGGGGAAACAUGAGAGUCUUUCUCAGCAGGAAGGGUAUUGUAUCACACAUCGUGAGCAGGAUCUGAACUCUGUCUCUAGGGGCCUGGGUUCUGCAUUUGGGGGAGAUUUCAGCACGGUAGGUUAGAACAAUUACUUAUUGGUAUUUUUCCAUUGUUUUCGCUCUUUAUUUAUGCACAGCAACCUAAGCUAUUUGAGGUUGAAGAGAUGUUUAUUUGUUCAUUGUUCUUCUCUUUUUAUGCAGAGGAAACUGGGUAAGGUUGAGAUGUAGGUUUCCUUUUUUCCCCCCUGGUGGUGAGAUUAGCACACAGUAGCUUCAGGGGAGGCAUCCCAGAACAUUAGGGUACCUUAGUUGCAUCCUAAGAGCUGAAUCUGAGACUGAGGUAUAGUAGCUUGAGCCAUUUCUUCUGAUUUUGGUAGAAAAACCUUUUAGAGGGCUUGGGGUGGGCUGGGAGAAUUAUAGAUAAGUACAUUUAAUAGUAUGUAGAGAACUCUAGGAAGUGAAAAGCUAAUGGUUCAUACUUGCUUUGCUUGCAUGUCAAGGUGCUUUUGGGGGGCGCUGCGGGACUUGGGGGUAGGAGGAUAGAGUCAAGGGCAGAGAUGGCGACAUGGGAGCUAGUACUAAUACUAUCUCUGGAAUCCUGAGCAGUUUUGCUAGUGCUCCUUGGCUUGGCUCUACCCUUUAUACAGGCUCCAAUACAAUGGGGGCUCAGGGUCUUGCUGAUCACCUUUGUCUCUUUGGGAACAGGCUCAGGAUGUGGCUUAGUGGCCAUUCUGCAUUGAAUACAGUAGUUGAUUGGGCAGGUGUGAUUCAAGAAGGGAAGUUAGAGGGUUGGAGCACGGUGAGAUAGCCUGAUUUUUGUUAGGGUACGUGAGACUUAGAAGGAGAGAGUAGUAAAACAGUUGUUGAGAGUGGAGAAAUCCUGGGAUGGCAAGGUUAAGACUCACAUAGGACACCCAGCCUCCAAUUCUCUUUGGGGACACUCCUACUAACCGUGACAGUGCAGAUGGUUGGAGAAUCAUCACAAGGAAAUGAAUGACUGCCAAGGAGGGCAGUGAGAGGCAGGUGUUCCUGGUGUGGGAGAGAUGUAGCCACUGAGUACAGGUUGUGUGCAUGGCGUGGUAAGCAGGCCCAAACUGGUUCUUGGAAGAAAUCUUGCUUAUGGCACGGCUUUUCUGCUUGUAGAAGAACAGGCCUCUAAUGGUGAGUACCGAACACAGACUUCUUCUUUUUUUUUUUUUUUUUUUUUUUUCUGUUUAUGGAGCUUCUGUGGUGAAAAAUGGUAGACUAGCCUUCAAGUACCCUCAGUAGCUCCUUGUCAGUAGAAAGGGAAGGGUUGUUCUUGGGAGCAUGGUGUUCAUUCUUCUGGCAGCUGUGGCAGGCUGUGUUAGAAAGUACCCAACAGACACUGGUGCUGAUGGAGGAGAAAAGGCAGGGCCUCUAGACUUGUUAGUCUCUCUUCUUGACUUGUGGAGAAUUCCUUCAUCCUGGAGGCUACAUAGUGGCCUUGUGUCUAGAGGCUGUGUCUUCAAUUUCUCUUCCUUUGAUAGGUUAAAGAUACCACACUGUAACUAAGAGAGUAAAAUAAUUUUAUCUGAAAUCAGAGACCAUCUAUUGUAUACUCCUUACUUUAUCCAACUUCCUCUUGGAUCAAGAGGAAGAACUGAAGAUCUCUUUAAGAGAAGUCAAUAAACAGAGACUCGAAGCUCUGAUUGGACUCUAAUAACUCUUACCAAUGCAACACCAAUUUGGUGUUUGAAUGGGGCUGGCUUGUAACUGCUUUGCCUUUGAUGCUGAAUUGGCAUGGGUCCAGAGCGUUAUGUCUGGACCUCUGUCUAUACUUCCAAAUAAGCCUUUCAGGAACAAAUACACUGUCUGCACCAGAUGUUUGGUGUCUUGGAUUGCCAAGAGGGUAGAAUUUUUUUUUCAUGACCUCAUUUAAAACAAAAUAAUAAUAAUCCCUAAUCAAUUGAGUCUGAUCUAAAGACACUUCUAGGUCAUGGGGAUUUCUGUGUAAAUUAAAAAAAAAUGCAUUAGUGCAAAUCUUUUUAGUGGUUGGUGCCUUAGAAAGGGAAAGAGUUGGGGUACCCUAACUGCUGAAUAGUUGGGUCAAUCAGCAGCCAGCCGUUGAACCGCUUGGACAUUCUCUUCUGCAGCGGGUUGAUUGCAACAGUUAGGGAUUCUGAAAGGCACUGGUAAACAGUGAUCAGCUGUGUACUGCUGGCUGGGGAAUGCAAUCAAAGCAACACAAGAAACUCAGCUUGCAGCGAGGACCUUGACCAUCUACCUUUCCCACCCAACUUAACUACAUGGCAACAUGAAUGAUUGGGCUUGCUGUUCUUUGGGUCUUGAAGAAAUGUAUCCCACCAAUCCCUUCUCCCACUGGCAUUGAUUUCCUGGAUCUGUUCUAAGGAAGCAGAGCAAGCUAUUCCCCAACCCAUAUUCACAUCAUUUCAGGCUCUGUUUCCUUCCCCCAUCCCACUUGUGUGGCUCCAGGACCUCUGGCUUGUGCAUGGUUUAUGCUAGGGAGGUGGUUGGGUUACAGAGAGAACUGGGGAGGGUGUAGGGGUUUGGCGUGGGGAAGGGAAUUUGCAUUUUCAACCCUAAAAUACUGUAAGCACGCUUUGGGGUGACUGCUGGGAUUCUCACAAAAACAAUGGUUAGGGAAAAUGCCUGUUGCUCCUCAGAUGGGAGGUGGGGACUCGGGGGAUACUUGGCUUCUUUUUGGCUUAAGGAUCUGUUCUAUUAGGUGGAGGAGAAUAAGCCUCCUCACAGUCACCUUGCAAACCUUUGAAGGGAAACUUAUUCUAGCACUGAGUAGUCAUACUGCAGUCUGUCAUGGUUGACAUUGCUGUGGCUGGGUAGAGAAAUGGAGUGAUCUCAACUGUUUCUUUGCAGGUGUCAGAUUAACUGCCCGAUCAUGGACCCCCAGCCAACUAUUUACUCCAGUGUUCAGAAGUCAGUGUGUCAGACAGGUGUGAGAAUCUGUGAUGGGGGUGGUUUCUGAAUUGGCAUCUGAGUGUGCUUUGUGUACUUGCAGUGUGUGUGUGUGUGUGUGUGUGUGUGUGUGUGUAGUGUGUGUAAAGUAUGGGUAUGAUUUGUAUGUGUGCCGUGAGUAUGAGGGAACUAUAGAGACACUGCUUUGCCUGGGUAGCAUCAGGCUGAGUUAUGGCUGAUUCUUUCUUUGCUAGAUAAACUUCUGUUUUGGUAGGAGGGUCAUACUCAUAGUAUACUAUCUUGAGUGUAUUUUUUAUGGAGAUUGUAUAUAAAAUUAUAUAAAUAUAUAUAACUUGUUCUAUUUUAAGGCGAAAGGAGACUUAUUAGGGGGAGGGUACGAAUCAGAUGCAAUAGUGGUGACUAAUGGUGGGAGCUUCAGGUAAGUUGUCCACAUGGGGAAUGGGGGGAGUGGGUGGGGAAGAGAUAUAAGAUGGGCAGGAGUGGGCACUCAUGCCCUCUGCACACACAUAUAUAUAUGUAUAAAUAUAAAGAAAACCUAUAUAAAGCUAUCUAUCUAGCAUAUCUAUAUAUCUAUAUAUCUAUAUGAAGUCAUAGUUUGCUUUAUUUUUGUACCUGUGCUUAGAGACACUUUGAGCAGUAUCACCUCCCCCAGGUGGUCCGGGGUGCUAGCUCAUGCCUUGAUGCCACCUACUUCUCCAUCCUUCCUGAAACAGACUGUCUGUUUGAAGCUGCUUGGGUCUUUCUGGUAGAAAUGUGCAUAUGUGGAAAAACUAAAGUCAUUUGCAGAAAGAACAAGUGAGCUGAAGGCAUGGAGCUUCUGCAUCUGUCUGUCUGUCUCCUGUCAGGAAGGCUCCCUAAUUCAUGCUCUUUGGCAGAGGUGUUCAUUGUAGAAAGGAUGACGGAGAGCUCAGCAAGAAUCCGUGUGCCUAUGGCUAAGGGUUGGUACUCAGCUUUUUGGAAACAAUCUAGCUCUUGGACAGUGGGAGUUCAGAUUCUCUAGGCCUCAUGGUAACGCCUGUCCUGCUUCAUAGCACCUGGGCUCAAGCAGUCCCUGUAGAAAGUGGUGGUGAGAUUUUGAAGCUAACUGCGUGGGCUCCAUCUUAGAGAAGAUACCCCCUGGUAAUUAUUGCUGCAGAUUCUUGGAACCAGUGUGAAUGUGAUAUCUAGUAUAAUUAUAGCAUCCGUGCUUUUUCAUUUAUUUUUAAUUGGAAAAUAAACUGUUGGAAAUGGGGUAGUCUAGUCCCCAAGCACUGAAUGGAAGAACAGGAAUGAGAGAUUGACUGAGGAAUGGGACUGAAGGAUGAGUCCCACUGCUUCCUUCCUUCUGCUACUCCAGCCUGGGAGUCUGAAGAUAACUAGUAUGUUGGAAGAAUGUGGUUUGGAUGGGAGAUUUGGGGAGGAGGAGUUCACUUGUGUUUGGGCAGGAAACUGCAUACUCUGGAGAAUACCUCUUUGAGAAUUCAAGACCUCACUUAUGCUGUAAGGGCCAUGUGCCUUGCGGCCUUAGCUGGCACCUCCUAGUGCUAGCUCUUUCUUAUCAUGUGCCAAGUGUGAUCAGAGUGAUGUGCCUGAAGCUGAUGCAGAAGCUACGGGAGACUCACGGCUGUAGUCUUUCUAGUCUUCCCACAUCUCACUUAAGAAAAAGCUAAAGUAUCCCCUCUGCCCAAGCAAAAUAUCUUAUCCCAGAUGCCUCAACCAUGGGAAGGGCUUUUUUUUUCUUUUUUUUCUUUUUUUUUUUUUUUUGAGAGGGGCUGGUGGUGCUAGGCAGAGUAAGGUAGAAUGGAGCUUGAAUCUCACUCCUCCUGACCCUUAUGGAGACAUUAUGAUUCCUUUGAUGAUCUGCUCGAAAUAUUGUAAGUUUACCAAGGAUGUUGUGGGAAAAUGGGCUCUGUCCAUGUAGUGCUGGCUUGAGUCUAGCACGGGGGUGGUGGUGUCUAACUGACAGUGUGUCUGGUCUUACCUGCAGCCUCCUCAGGAGGCCAGUGGAGGAUAUGGCCAGCUGUUUCUUGUAAAUUUCUGGAGAGGUUGAGAAGAGGAAGAACAACAAUUUUUUUUGUCCCUUCCUAGCUUGAGUCCCCUCCUCUCUUACCAAAGAGGGGUAUCCAUUACUAUUUUUUAGUUCUUACAGCCCACUUCUUCUCUUUGUAUGUAGACUCUGUCUCACUUCUGGUCAUAAGAUACCAACAGAGUUAAUCAUCUUAACAUCUCAGGGCUCGUACUCCACGAAGCCCAGGUUUGCUCUGACACUUGGCUCUCUCCACAUUGAGCCAAAGGCUUGAUUCUUAGAAACCUCACAGCAUUAAGGUACAUGAGAUUGACAUACUAUUUCAUGUGUCCGGUUGGACACUUCUGUGGAAAUGGGAAGAUGGACAUGUCCCUUACCUUGAAGUUUUAAGGUUUGGGAAAUAUGUUAUCUUUGCCUUUCUGUGACCCAGACCUCAGUAAGACCAUGGAAGGUGAGCACUGGAGAACCUAUUCUGCAGCAGAGCCAGCUUUCCACAGGGAAUACAGAGCAACGGAGGCCAGGGUCUGAUUACAUAUGGAAAAGGCAAGUUGUCUUAUCUCUGAAUCUCUCAGUUAGUGGGGCGGGUGUUUGGGAGGGGUGGCUCUGAUAAAGCCACUGCUAGGAGCCUGAACGUUUCCUAAACUUGUUGAUUGUGAUGCUUUCCCCUUUUGGUAGGAGAUAGGGGGAGUCUAAGGAGACUUAGUUCGACUACCUCUGUCUGCUAUAUGGAAUGAGUGUGGAAACAGAUCUGGGAAUUGCUCUCUCAAGUGUCUCCCAAGCUCUGUCCUUUUCCCACUGUCCUCGGCCAGGAACCUGGGGCGGGGGAAGGGGCUCAUCUACUACUCCUCACUUUGUGCUGUAGGUGGAACCAUUUUGGGUAAUAUAAAAGCAUGAGGUAGGGGAAGAUCACAGCCCCUUUUGUGGGUGAGGGGUGGACCACCAUGUUGGAGCAGGGGGUUUUGUUCUGUUGCUGAGGAAGUGACUGGAAGGAGAUACUCUGUAGAAUGAUCUUGUUGCCGAAACUUGAGACUGAGGUAUCACAAAGGGAGCCGUGGACCUGUGCUCUAUUAACUGAGCCCGGAAACACGGUCAGAACGUUUUAAAGCUCCAUUCAGAUUUAAUUUCCUAACUGCCAUUUGCGGGCCUGGAGCCCGAGGACAGCGAUGGGGCUUGCUUUUCCCAAGUUACCUGUCCUUACACAGUCUCUGACUGAGCAGACAGUGUCCUGCUUUGGUCAGCAACUCUGAGGCCUCCCUUUAUUAACACCUUUCUGUCUUUCAUGAGGAGGAUCUGUAUCAUCUUGGACAUAUUUCUUCCCUCACUUACCUAAAGGCAGUUUUCGUAUGAAUUCCUUUCCUUCUGUUACCCCCACAGUGUGUAGACACAUGGAAGGGGGGAGGUGGGGGAUCUGGGGCUCCCUGCCAGGGUCCCUCACAGACUGCGCACCUUUUGCACCUGGCAACCUCUUGGCUGUUAGUUUUAACAUAUCCGGACAUGACUAUCAAUAUUGUCAUGAGAUUUCUUGCUCUCAUUUCAAUUAUUCUUCCUUUGACUUUCUUUGGGGCUCUCCCCACCCAUGCCUGGUCUUCUCAUGAAGAUCAUUCAGACCUCAUUUCCAUCUCUUGAAUGUUGAGUAUUACAUCACUGCUAGGGUGCUUCAUGGUGCUGCUCCUGAAGAGGCCAGCUGGACAGAAUCAGUCAGCUCCGUCUCACUGAUUCCUUAGAUCUUGCUGUAUUUUGUCUCUAUUAAAUGUUUUUCCCUAGGGGGUUGGGGUGGGAGAUUUAGGGGUAGCUUUUGUGUUUUCUCUUUCUCUCUUGCUCUCUCUCUCUCUUCUCCCUCCUCCUCUUCCAACUUCUUCCUCUUUCUCUCUGUAUGUAUGUAUGGAUUGGUUAAAGUCAGUUAUCAUGGGCAGCUGACUUUGACUCCAAAUUCAAGUUCACCCACAUAUUGUAUAGCUGCACACAGAACACCUUUGAGUGUGAAUUUGGAUGGCAACUAGAGGCUUACUUUUUGAACUUCAGGUAUGUAACUGAAAAGUAAAUAAAGACACUAUUUUUUCAGUAA
Molecule: messenger RNA, 14688 nt
Organism: Meriones unguiculatus (Mongolian gerbil)
Lineage: Eukaryota; Metazoa; Chordata; Mammalia; Rodentia; Muridae
Gene: Igsf9b
Product: immunoglobulin superfamily member 9B
Exons: 20
Coding region: 202-4524 (1440 amino acids)
Biological process (GO): cell-cell adhesion
Cellular component (GO): neuron projection
Molecular function (GO): protein binding
Source: RefSeq, a predicted model, not a curated record